AUGCCGGCAUCCAGUCGGACCCUCUCACAGCGAGAGAUGCGGGUACGUGACGGGUACAUCGAACUUUAUGUGGUAUAUAACACGUCCAUCCGUUCGUUCAUCAUCGUUGCGAUGUUGAUGAUGAUGAUCAUCGAGUUAUGGUACGUUACUUUGAGCCAUUUAAAUGCCGCGGUCCAUCGCGUGCCGGGAGAGAGGAAUUGGAACCGUUGCCUCCGCGGAGGAGGGGAGGAGGACCAGGGCAUGGCGGCGGACGAGGGGGCGAAGGGGUGGUCUGGACGGAGGUGGCGGUGCGGGGGGAAGGCGUGUCCGCGGAAGGGCGGCGAUGGCGGUGGGGUGACUCUGCAGGGAUAUGUCGUGGACACGGUGAGCGGCGGGGAGAGGUGGCCGGGCGGGAUAGCGGGGACGAGGAGCCUGACGGAGGAGGACCUGGAAGAGCUCAAGGGUUGCCUCGACCUAGGGUUCGGGUUCAACUACGAGGGGAUCCCAGAGCUCCGCAACACGCUCCCGGCGCUGGAGCUCUGCUACUCCAUGAGCCAGAUGUUCCACCUGAACGAUCAGCGCCAACCAAUGCCUCCUGAAGAUUCACCUCCCAUCGCCAAUUGGAAGAUCUCCAGUCCUGGAGAUGAUCCAGAUGAAGUUAAAGCAAGGCUCAAGUAUUGGGCCCAGGCAGUAGCAUGUACUCUCCGAUUAUGCAGCUGAAAGAGUUCGCAUUUCCUUUAGGAGUUAGUCUGCUGAGAGGAACAGAUGGAAAAUGAAGGCAUAUGACAAAAAGAACAGAGAGGAAGUAAAGAGAAGGACCAAUUUAUCAUGACUGACCUGCCGACAUGUAAAGAAGAGAACUUCCUCUUUUCAUGUAUGAUACAGGAUGAAUAAUAUGAUUCUUCUUGG
Messenger RNA from Musa acuminata AAA Group (dessert banana), 888 nucleotides. RefSeq lists its product as uncharacterized. The record is from RefSeq and is a predicted model, not a curated record. Bases 1 to 699 code for a protein of 232 amino acids. Lineage: Eukaryota; Viridiplantae; Streptophyta; Magnoliopsida; Zingiberales; Musaceae. The transcript is spliced from 3 exons.